Messenger RNA from Phytophthora sojae, 1419 nucleotides. RefSeq lists its product as hypothetical. The record is from RefSeq and is a predicted model, not a curated record. The transcript has a single exon. Bases 1 to 1419 code for a protein of 472 amino acids. NCBI's taxonomy places the organism in Eukaryota, Oomycota, Peronosporomycetes, Peronosporales, Peronosporaceae.
AUGGCCGCCGCCAGUGCACUGCGCGGGCUGAAGCAGCGGGACGCCACCAACAAGCGGCCGCGCGUGACGUCCGCGGGCGAGCAGCAGCCGCCGCCGCCGGCACGCAAGGCGGAGGAUGACCUGACGGCCGAGAUCGCGGCCGUCACAGCCAAGAACGCGCAGCUGCAGCAGAGCGUGGCGUCGCUCAAGCGCAAGUUCUCGCUGCGCGAGGAGGAGACGCACCAGCUGCUGCUGGGGAUCGGCGCGCUCAACGCCGUGGCCGCGGAGCUGGCGGCGCUGCAGCGCGAGCACCAGGCGCGCGCGGCGCAGAACGCGGCGCUCAUCCAGGAGUCGCUGGCGCAGAUCUCGAGCUGCUCGGCGCAGGUGGACGCGCUCAAGCAGUGCCGCGGGCUCACGGCGCAGCAGCUGCAGAGCUUCCGGCGCGAGUGCGCGCAGCAGAUGAACAGGCUCGUGGCCAGGCUUGCCGAGCUCGCGGACAGCGCGGGCCACGAGCCGCUGCAGGACGACGAGCUGGACGAGAACAGGCGGCAGGUGCAGCGCCUGGAGCAGGACGUGUGCGCGUACAGCGCGCGCGUAGUCGCGGACGACGCAGAAUCCUGCAAGGGCCUUGCGGACGCCAGCAUGACGACGGAGCGGAUCAACGUGGCGCUGGCGCAGCUGGACGAGCUGCACGCCGAGAUGUUCCAGCUGAAGCAGAGCGUGGGGCAGGAGCACCAGUCGUUCCGGCGGCAUCUCGAGGACCUGGUGGCGCAGCAGAUGACGCAGAUUCGAGAGGUGCAGGACAACGAGACGGAGCGGAUCCACGAGGAGAUGGACGAGAUCAGGUCGGGCAUGUGCGGGAUUCUGAAAGACUUGCACCGACUGAAGGAGCGGACCAAGUACCUGGUGCCCAGUAUGGCUGGCGUAGGCUCUAGAACGUCUCGAAGUAAUGCCAAUGGACCGCCGCCACUGCAGGCGAUGAACUAUGGCGAUCAGAAGGAGGAGCGACGGCCGACUGCGAUCCAUCACAGCGCUGGCUAUUCGAUAACGAUGGCGACGCGCCAGUGUCAAGAUGAAUUGCCGCACUACGAGCAUGGCUAUGAUGACGACUGCUACUGUCCUGGAGUGCUCCCAAGUCAAACUGAAGACCGAUUUGUACGCGCAGACCGACCUCGAAGCCCCAGCAGGUCCAGUAACUCUAGCGCGCCCCAUUCCGAGGACGAAAACUGGCGCAUGAUUUCCCCGCCGCCUACAGGUCAACGUGCUGCGCCGCCCUGUGAAAGUCCACACUACUCGUCCCGCUCAUCCAGCCUGUCCGGCCGCCUCAGCGUCUACGGAGGUACGCGAUCGCCUGCAUGUGUACCGAGUCGUCCCGUGCGCCCAGAGCAACGGACGCCAGGACUUUUAGCAAUGUUUGGGGGCGCAGUUGCGGUAUAUUAA